Molecule: messenger RNA, 1505 nt
Organism: Candidula unifasciata
Lineage: Eukaryota; Metazoa; Mollusca; Gastropoda; Stylommatophora; Geomitridae
Source: the annotation of a GenBank genome assembly
AGCAAGCUACUGAUGGCAGUCAAGCUACAGAGAGCUGGGCCGUGUACAUGGAAGUUUGUGACAUUGUCAAUGAAACAGAAGAAGGACCUAAAGAUGCCAUCCGAGCAUUCCGCAAAAAGCUGUCUCAAAAUGUUGGGAAGAAUUACACUUCUAUUAUCUACUGUCUUACAUGUAUUGAAGCUUGUGUGAAAAACUGUGGUCGCCGCUUCCACAUUCAAGUGGCCAACAAAGAUUUCCUCCAUGAUCUUAUUAAGAUAAUUGGACCAAAGAAUGACCCACCUCUAAUUGUCCAGGAGAAAGUUCUGAGCAUGAUUCAGACCUGGGCUGAUGCAUUCCGAGGUAUUCCCGAACUAAAGGAAGUGGAAAAGGUGUUUUUGGAGCUGAAGCAGAAAGGAAUUGAGUUUCCUGCAGCUGAUUUAGACAACAGUGUACCUAUUCAUACACCAGCCAGAAGUGUCCCAGAGCGGCAAACAGCACCAGUUCUUGAUGUUUUAGAUGGUGGAAUCAGAGGGCCCGCUGGCCCUCCUGUUGGUUACCCUCCUGCAGGACACCCUCCCGCGGGACACCCUCCUGCUGGAUAUCCCCCAGCUGGUGUUGUUGGACCUGGAGGUGGCGCCCUCAACCCAGACCAGACCACAAAGUUGAGGCGUGAGCUGGAGGUGGUGCAGGGCAAUGUUCAUGUGAUGAGCGAGAUGCUUACGGAGUUGAGUCCUGGCAACGUCAGUCCUUCAGACUUGGAUUUACUACAGGAGCUGAACAGAACCUGCAGACAGAUGCAGUCACGUAUUGUGGAACUGUUGAACAGAAACGCACCAGAGGAGAUCACAAGUGACCUCCUGCGUGUCAAUGAUGACCUAAACAACGUAUUCUUACGCUAUGAACGUUUUGAGAGGUAUCGUACGGGUCAGAGUGGUCAGGCUACUACACCCCAGGACCAACAGCCACCUUCACCUGGCCAGCUUCCUGCAGGCGCAACACCAGCUGUAGGAAAUUUGAUUGACCUUAGUGAUGAACCCGUCACACCAACCCAGAGUGUGACGACACAGAUGGCAGGAUUAACUGUAGGAAACAGUCCGCCAGUCAACCCAGCAGCACAGAAUCGUCCAUUUUCUGAUGAGUUUGAUGCUCUUGCUCAGUCCAGACAGAUCGGGGAUCAGAUCACACCGCAUGUGGCUGGAGCGAAUUUCACCUCACCUCCGACGAAUACACAUACUAAUGGCCUGGCAGAAACGCACAUUUCUGAUGAGAAAACUCUUGAGUUGCAGGACAAAGAAACCGAUUAUGAUGAGAUGGAGCAGUGGCUUGCAACCCAUGGCCAGGGGGUUGCAGGGGGUAACCCACAGGGACCUGUUACUAGAAUGGAAUUUGACAAAUUUUUGUCUGAGAGGGCAAAUGCAUCUGAUGACUUACCAACUAUAUCAGCACAAACAGGACAACAACCUGCAAGAAACUCACGGACUAUACAGAAGACAGACCAAGAUGAAAAUCCACUAUUUGCUUUGUGA